GGAGCUCCCCCCACUGUUUUCCACGCGCCCAAAACCACGCGCGCGUACGUGUACAGGUGGUACUCGGCAGCGACGAUGACGGCACACUCCCAAGUCUCAAGACUCCCGUCCCCGGCCGGCAAAGUUCCGGGGCCGACGAACUCGCCCCCUAUAAAACCACCAGCCGCACGGCACCAUCUUCCUAACAAAUCCCAACAGGAGCCAAGCAGCCGAACGCAUCGAGCCACAUCGAUCCAACACACAGCUGUGAACACUGAACACACGCAUGGCGAGCGGGGGCGGCAAGGCGAAGGCGUCGUCGUGGGCGGCGGCGAUGAGCGUGGGCACGGUGGAGGCGCUCAAGGACCAGGCGGGGCUCUGCCGCUGGAACUACGCGUUCCGCUCGGCCCAGCAGCGCGCCAGGGGCGCCGUUGCUGGGACUGGCUCCGGCAGCAACGCGCACGCGCUGCCUUCGUCCUCCUCCGGUGGCGCCGCGGCGGCGGCCGCGAGGAGGAAAGCGAGGCAGCAGGAGGAGGAGCUCCGGACUGUCAUGUACCUCAGCAACUGGGGACCCAACAACUGACUUUAGUUGAUCAUAAGCAGUUAGGUUAGAUGCUAGCAUUAGUACUACUAGUAAUGUGUAUAGUUUGGUGUGCCAACUGUUCGUGUCGGCGUAUGGAUGAAGCAUCCAAGCUCCAACGUGUAUGGAUGAGCAUGUGUGCAAUGCAAAGUUUAUCAACACGAUGUCCAUUUGCGAAGAGCUUAGUGUUGCAUAA
Molecule: messenger RNA, 755 nt
Organism: Setaria italica (foxtail millet)
Lineage: Eukaryota; Viridiplantae; Streptophyta; Magnoliopsida; Poales; Poaceae
Exons: 1
Coding region: 266-562 (98 amino acids)
Source: RefSeq, a predicted model, not a curated record